Molecule: messenger RNA, 3992 nt
Organism: Galleria mellonella (greater wax moth)
Lineage: Eukaryota; Metazoa; Arthropoda; Insecta; Lepidoptera; Pyralidae
Product: facilitated trehalose transporter Tret1-like
Exons: 7
Coding region: 124-1578 (484 amino acids)
Biological process (GO): transmembrane transport
Cellular component (GO): membrane
Molecular function (GO): transmembrane transporter activity
Source: RefSeq, a predicted model, not a curated record
CUUGUACAAAGUCUCAUAUUCGUCGUACGCGGGUCGAGACUUCGCACGGUGCGAGCGCGGUACGUCGCGUGCGUUUAUUUUUUUUAAAUUUGUCUUCACUCUUUUUUUUUUUAAGAAACAAAAAUGUUGAAGUACACUGUGAAAAAAUAUUGUUCUGAGGGGAGUAAAAUAAAUCAAAUUAUUAUAGCAAUUUUGAUGGUACUCCCUGUAUUUUCUUAUGGCACGGCCGUGGGAUGGAUGUCCCCAAUGGGCCCCCGGCUAAUGUCUCCCGAAUCUCCCGCGGCGGAUCCAGUACAUCCCGACGUCAUAUCCUGGAUGGCAUCAGUGGUGUACUUAGUGGGGACGCCAGCUGUGUUCCUCUUUGGUUACAUUGUUGAUAAUUACGGCAGGAAGAAGGCUCUGAUGUUAACUUCUUUGUCUAUGGUCGUGUGCUGGGGCCUCAAAUUAUACUCGACAGCUACCUGGGCAUUAAUAACCGCUCGGGCCAUAAUAGGCCUGGGCGUGAGUGGAGCAUAUGUAGUCACUCCUCUGUACAUUAAAGAAAUCAGUGAAGACUCCAUUAGAGGAGUGCUCGGAAGCCUGGUAGUUCUAUCUCAGAAUUUAGGCAACUUGGUGGUGUAUGUUCUGGGAGAAUAUUUGAGUUACGACGCGACGUUGUGGAUCUGUUUGGCGAUACCAUUGGUGCAUUUGUUGGUGUUCACCACAAUGCCAGAAACGCCGUCCUAUCUAUUGAAGAGAGGAAAGGUCGAGGAAGCAAGGGAUACUCUCGCCUGGUUGAGGUGCAGAGACACCUCGGAAGCUGCGGUGGACAGCGAGUUGCAACUGUUGUUAUUAGAACUGGAGCAAAGUAAAUCGGGAAAUAUUGCAAGUGCAUUGAAAAGUUUAGUGACGGAUCGAAGCACCUUCCGCGCAUUCCGGAUAACGCUGACGAUAACUCUAGCGCGGGAAAUGUGCGGUUGUCUCACAGUGUUGCAUUUUGCAUCGUUGAUAUUCAGCGAGGCCAGCCAAGGUGGCUGGGUGCUGACUGCCAACCAGCAGGCGGCCGUGCUGGGCGUAGUACAACUGAUAGGAUCCUGCACCGCCUCUAGUCUGGUGGAAAGGACAGGCAGGAAGCCCCUACUAGGCACUACUUGCUUAAUAUCGGGCGUGGCUCUCUGCGUGCUGGGCUCCUGGUUCUACGUGCAGAGCUUGGGAGACGGCGCCGGCGCAUCAUGGUUGCCCGUAGCCGCGUUAUGUUUGUGCAUAUACUGUGACGCUGCGGGCUUGCAACCUGUGCCGUUUGUGAUUAUGACUGAAAUGUUUUCGUUUCAGUUCCGGGGAACUGUGACGUCUAUAGUCAUAUCAUUCGCGUGCGCCCUCGUCUCCGUGCAACUGCGUGUGUUCCAGCCUCUUGCAACAGCUGUAGGACUAUAUCUUAUCUUCUGGCUGUUCGCCGGUAUCUGCCUCAUCAGCACCGUGUACAUAGCGCUGGUGGUGCCAGAGACAAGGAUGCGCAGUAUCGACGAAAUAUACGCGGAGAUAGGCGGUAAAAAAUGUAAAGAGAGCAAAGACUGUGAAGCUGAUGUUACCAGACUGUAACUUAGUAACUUAAUUAUGAAGUUAGAAUAUUUGUGACGUCAUCAUUUAUACUCGUAUCCCCUAAAAGUAACAAAUGACUAUACGAUGAAAUUUAAAUCAUAUUAACAUUAACAGGAAUGUUGUAUUAGUCAAUUUGAACAGUUUAUCCAAAGAAACAUGGCUCAAUAAUUGACAAAAAAAUUUCACAAUCUUCAAAGUGCUUUUAGACCCUUUUUUAAAUGUUUAGUUUUUCUAGUAGUAUAUUGCCUUGCAAAAUGCAAAUAAUUUUGAUUUCACCGUAUAUUUGGAUGGGCAAUCAAUACGAUAGACAAUUAUUUAUUUAUUUCAUCAACUGAGUGAGCUUUACAGUUUCCCAAUACGCUCACCCAGGAAAGUAUCAGUACAGUAAUACAUAUGUAUAAUUAAAUGUAAUAAUGUUUAAUUACAUUUAAAUCACAUAACAAUAAUAACAUUUAAUAUCAUAAAUCUCUGAACAUAAACACUUUGAGGUGAUCCGACGAAACUCCAGCAAGUUGGAGGCAAACACAUCGAAUUGUGGACACUGGCUCAAAAUAUAAUUGAGCAGUUUCAAUGCAAGAGAGAGGAGAGUUAGCUUAGCCAACUCUGUUCUUCUUGUACUUUAUUAUACUCCUAAUAACGCGAGUCCGAAACCAACUGCUCAUCAACUAAGUAGUGGGCAGACCUUGUAGUUCUACUAUCAAAUUAAAGGUUAUAUUUGAAGGAAUUUAAGUACUUAUUAUUAAGUACAUACAACUAAGAACUAAUUAUAUAUAUUUUCGUCAAUAGAUAUAAUAUGAAUUGGAUACUUUGUAGAUGUUAUGACAGAUGUUUUGUUUGUGAUUGUAGGUAGAUAUUUGUAGGUAGUUUCUUUAAAUAUCAAUGAACAAUACAAAUAUGAUGAUAGCCAAUCAGUGAUAACCGUAUAGUAGCUAUUUGUAUUUAGUGAUGUACUUAACAUAGUAUAAGUUUACUCACCGAUCAAAAUGUGGUCAAAAUUGUAGAACCUAUUAAUAUAUAAGUAGGUAGAUAAGAUAAGGUAGAUUGAAGAGAAUAACGGUUUAAAGGAUUUUAUAACCAAAUAUAAAUCCUUAAGGUCGAUAAUGAACAAUAUCAUUAUUUUGAAUAAAAUAUAAAUACGAUUUAGAGGUAUUUUUGAAAAUUGCAAUUCAUCUAAUUGGUAAUUUCUUAGAAUAAUCCGCAAAACGACCAAAAACAAUGAAGUGUUAAUCAUUAGCCAAUUCAUUGCUGGAUAGGAUAGGAUAGACAAGCCUCAGCGUUUUUCAACCAAUACGGUUCUAUAUAAUUAAGUAAAUAAACCCUUAUUCUACAUUUUGAUUUGUGCCGAUUUAAAACAAAAAGGAAUUUCAAAUAUAUUUGUUUACAAACUAUUUUACACAGUAACUUUUUCUGAUUCUAUUAAACUGAGAAGAACCUGCAAGAAAUUUGUCACUCUUUUAAAUUAAUUAAUAAUGUCAACGGAACAUGUUUUUACUCAUAUUUAAAUGUAUUAUAUCUAAAAAGUCCAUGUAUAAUUGAUUAACACCAUGCACAUUUGUUAUUCAACGUGUUUGAUAUUUGUGGAAAAUAUAUUUAAAUUCUGUUUCACAAAAAUACCUAAGUUGAAUUUCUUUUUGAAGUUGAUUGAAAAAUAAAUAGAUUCUUAGAUAUUAAAUAUUAACAGCUUAGGAAAAUAAUAUACAACACUGGAUAAAUUGCAAAAAAUCAUUUCAAUAUUCUGUUAGAAAAUUAGGAAUCCAUUUUGUUUGCCACGUCAUUGGUCAUAUUUUUUUUAUGUAUUAUCAUACAAAACCAUUUUAGAUUUUUUUAUUUAAUUAAAUAAAUCCGGCUUUAUUGAUAUCAUGAACGUUUAUAAAGCAUUUUAUUAGAGCUUUAGUUAGGAUAAUAUUUUAGCCAUAUCAAACUUUCGUAUAUAACGAAGGCAGCCUAGAAAUUUUGAAACCAGAGGGCGACACUUCCAUCUUAGUACUAGUAUUUUUAAAUGGAUCAAAACUCAGCCUGUGCUAUUGGUAUACGCUAGUGUAAAAUAAACGCUAUGAAGUAGUGUCGGUUGCCCAUUGUGACAUCUUCUCCAGAAAUUUACCACCUGUCUAGUUUCUAGAGGAGACAAUGAGAAAGUGGGCCUGAUAGUGUAUAUUGAUAGAAUUAAGACCCUUUGUUCCCGUUAUCACUUUUAAAAUAACCGUUGAAAUAAAGAUGUGUUUAAAGUAACUUUGAAUUUAGAUUUGAAUAUGUAUGAACCCAAUUUGAAACUAGACAAUACAUUCGACUUCUCUCGUGUCGUGAUUACUUUUAACAGUUCUUAUUUUUAAGUAGAAAAAUAAUGUAAAUAGUGAAUUAUAAUAUCAAAAUGAGAUAUUUUUGAUACUAGACAAAUAAAUAAUAUUAAUAAAUCA